AUGGCGGAUCAGAUCCCUGCGGCUCAGAUAGAUGAAGAGGACAUGGAGACACGGAUCUGUGGAGUGCGACACAUGUGCACUCUGACUCUGCUGCUGGUGUCCGUGUGUCCGCUGUGCUGCAGAGCCAGCUGGAUGUGGUUGGGUGUGACCGCGGAGGGAGUGCCGGAGAAGCUGGGCUGUGCUAACCUCCCCCUGAGCCACAGGCAGCGGGAGCUGUGCCGGAAGAAACCGUUCCUGCUGCCCAGCAUCCAGGACGGAGCCCGGCUGGCCAUCACUGAGUGUCAGAGUCAGUUCAGACACGAGAGGUGGAACUGCUCCACCACCACCGAGCCGUCCGUGUUCGGGUCCGAGUUAACGAGCGGAACCAAAGAAACAGCGUUUAUCUACGCAGUCAUGGCGGCGGGGCUGGUCCACGCCGUCACGCGGUCCUGCAGUCAGGGCAACAUGACGGAGUGUGGCUGCGACGCUCGGCUGCAGGGCAGUGGCUCGACAGAGGAGGGCUGGCACUGGGGCGGCUGCUCAGACCACAUCCAGUACGGGACCUGGUUCAGCCGCAAGUUCAUCGACAAUAGCGUCAAAAACAUGUCGACGAGUAGAGGAGGGUACACACUGGUCACCAUGAACCAGCACAACACAGAGGCUGGACGGCAGGCGAUUGACAAAACGAUGUCCACAGACUGUCGUUGUCACGGCGUUUCUGGUUCCUGCGCGGUGAAGACGUGUUGGAGGACAAUGGCGGCGUUCGAGCGUGUGGGCAUGUACCUGAAGGAGCGAUACGAGCGCAGUGUUCAGGUGUCAGACCGCUCGAGGAAGAAGCCGAGGAGGAAGGACCAGCGUCUCUUCCCUGUCGACAAACACCAGCUCAUCUUCUUCAACAAGUCUCCCAACUACUGCCUGGAGGACCGGCGGCGGGGUGUCGCCGGCACCAGAGGACGCCGCUGCAACCGGACGUCUGCCGGGCCGGACGGCUGCAACCUGCUGUGCUGCGGCCGAGGAUACAACACACACGUGGUGAGACAUGUCCAGCGCUGCGAGUGCAAGUUCGUCUGGUGCUGCUACGUCCAGUGCAGGCGCUGUGAGAGCAUGAAUGACAUGCACACCUGUAAAUAA
This is a messenger RNA of Seriola dumerili (greater amberjack), 1110 nucleotides long. It is a transcript of the gene wnt16, whose product is annotated as Wnt family member 16. Gene Ontology annotation, molecular function: cytokine activity; frizzled binding. The record is from RefSeq and is a predicted model, not a curated record. Bases 1 to 1110 code for a protein of 369 amino acids. Gene Ontology annotation, biological process: multicellular organism development; canonical Wnt signaling pathway; neuron differentiation. The transcript is spliced from 5 exons. Gene Ontology annotation, cellular component: extracellular region. Lineage: Eukaryota; Metazoa; Chordata; Actinopteri; Carangiformes; Carangidae.